ACCGUUCGCAACGGAAGAAUUCAAAUAAGGUAAGGAAGGAACCGGGAUGAACCCUUCAGCUUAACAGCCCUAUUGUGAUAUCACCUCCGCUAAUAACCCCGCUACAUUAUCUACCUACAUACUAUAAUACGCGCUAAAAUGAGGGGAGCUACCUAAAAGAUAUGCAACAAUUGAAAUUGUUAUGUGAGGGGCAGAUUAUAGAGGGGUCAAUCAAUUUUCCAUCGUCUUAUUUUCUGAUAAGGACCCCGACAUCGAAGCACACCUCUCUUAUGAGUCACCCAACCAACUUUUAUAUACCUAACCCAUCGCGAAUUGGUUGAUACCCCCCUUAAUCCCGUCAUUUUCACUUCUCCCUUUAAGGCGAAUAACAUAAAUCAUGGCGUCGAAUUCUAAACCCGGCGAGAACAUGUUAUGGGGAGGCCGCUUCACUGGCGGCCUCGACCCUCUCAUGGUGGCUUACAACGAGAGUAUCCACUUUGAUAAGAAGCUCUACAAGCAAGACAUCUUGGGCAGCAUCGCCUUCGCCCGGGCUAACAAGAAGGGGGGCAUUAUAACAGAAGAUGAAUUCAACAAGAUCGAGAAGGGCCUGCAAGCUGUCAUGCAGGAAUGGGAUAAUGGUUCAUUUGUCAUUGUCCCCGGUGUAGACGAGGAUAUACACACUGCAAAUGAGCGUCGGUUAGGUGAGAUCAUCGGCAAAGAGGUGGCCGGCAAGCUCCACACUGGACGCAGCCGCAAUGAGCAGGUCGCAUGCGACAUGCGUAUGUGGCUGCGAGAUGAGCUACGUAAAAUCGAAGGCCACAUCGUGACCUUCCUCCAGGUCGCCGCUGAGCGUGCCGAGAAAGAGGUGGACCACGUCAUGCCUGGCUACACGCACCUGCAGCGCGCCCAACCCAUCCGCUGGAGCCACUGGAUUAUGUCGUACAGCUUGGCCUUCGCCAGCGACCUGGAGCGACUACGCGAGGUCGUGAAGCGUGUCAACAAGAGCCCCCUAGGAUGCGGUGCCCUCGCCGGUAACCCCUUCAACAUCGACCGCGACAUGAUGGCCGCGGAACUGGGUUUCGAGGGGCUGCUGUGGAACUCGAUGGGCGGGGUGGCGGAUAGAGACUUCGUCGCAGAGACCCUGCAGUGGGCCUCGAUGCUCAUGCAACACGUCUCGCGGUGGGCCGAGGACCUGAUCAUAUAUUCGACCGCCGAAUUCGGCUUCGUGCGGCUGGCCGACGCGUACUCGACCGGCAGUUCGCUCAUGCCGCAGAAGAAGAACCCGGACAGCCUGGAGCUGCUACGGGGCAAGAGCGGCCGCGUGUUCGGCCAGAUGGCCGGGUUCAUGACGACCCUGAAGGGCCUGCCUAGCACGUACAACAAGGAUCUGCAGGAGAGCUGGGAGGCCAUGCUGGACACGGUCAAGACGGUCAGCGACAGCGUGCAGAUCGCGACGGGCGUGCUGGCUACGCUCGACAUCAAGCCCGAGAAGAUGCGCGCCGCUCUCGACCCCUUUAUGCUCGCUACUGACAUUGCCGACUACCUCGUCCGCAAGGGCGUGCCAUUCCGCGAGACGCACCACAUCUCGGGCCGCGUGGUGGCUCUAUCCGAGAAGACAGAUACUCCCAUGAACGAGCUCACAUACGACCAGCUCAAGUCGAUAGACGAACGUUUCGAGAAGGAUAUUGCCGAGUACUUCGAUUACGAGCGCAGCGUGGAGAUGCGGUCUGCCAAGGGCGGCACCAGCAAGGAGAGCGUUCUAGAGCAGAUCAAGGUGCUGCGACAAAGUCUUAAUGCUUAAUUUAGUAAAAAAAAUCUCGAGAGCGGUCGAGCGGUUUCUAUUUGGUGAACUCGGAAAGGCGAGGGCCAAUAUCCGAGAGGUUUUCUAAGGAGAUGAUAAAAAUAGGAAAAGAAAAAUUAGGUACCUAGGUUAGGUAGGUAUAGACAAAAAUUGGCCU
Daldinia caldariorum is the source of this 1937-nucleotide messenger RNA. RefSeq names its product argininosuccinate lyase. Gene Ontology annotation, cellular component: cytosol. The transcript is spliced from 3 exons. The coding region runs from base 377 to 1780 and encodes 467 amino acids. The record is from RefSeq and is a predicted model, not a curated record. Lineage: Eukaryota; Fungi; Ascomycota; Sordariomycetes; Xylariales; Hypoxylaceae. Gene Ontology annotation, molecular function: argininosuccinate lyase activity.